Protopolystoma xenopodis is the source of this 252-nucleotide messenger RNA. Lineage: Eukaryota; Metazoa; Platyhelminthes; Monogenea; Polystomatidea; Polystomatidae. The record is from the annotation of a GenBank genome assembly.
AUGAACUAUCUCGCCCCGGAAGUAAUACGCAAAGAGGCUUACGACCACGCGGUAGAUUGGUGGUGCUUAGGAUCUGUGCUCUACGAAAUGCUUUACGGCCUGCCGCCAUUCUACUCCCAAGACCACGCCGCAAUGUAUCAGGCUAUUCUUUUCAGCCCUCUUCGCCUGAAGGACACUGUCAGCACAGCGGCGAAGGCAAUCCUUACUGGCGUGAGUAGAAAGAUUGAGAGAACCGAGAUUUCAGCUCUUUAG